GCCGGCCCACCGGCGGCACGGCCGUCGCGUCAUCAUUACUGCGCAUGUGCGCGGCCGCCGGGGAGGGCAACGCCUCUUCUGCGCCUGCGCAUGCGCGCCGGGCCCGCGGCGGCCGGCGGGGCUUUUAAAGGGACCGCAUCCCGUUACCGGCGGGGCAGUUUUGCCCACAGUCUCCCUCUGCAGGCCGGUCCCGGCGGCGGCUGAUGGAGGCGACCGCGGGCUGGCGCUGCCGGCCGGGCGGGCGGCUGGAUAUGAGUCACGGCUUCGUGCGGCACAUCCGCCGCAACCAGAUCGCCAGGGACGCCUACGAGCGGGCGGUGCGGCAGGCGCGGGGGCGGGCACGGGGCCGGCUCACCCCCACCCCGCCCCGGCCCCGCCGCCCCGACCAGCAGGUGUACCGGCCCCGCCGGCCCGGCGCCGCCGCAGGGGGUCCCGGGGGUGACGCCAGCCCGGGGCCCCCCCCUGCCGACACCCGCGGGCCCCGGCUCUUCUGCCUGGAGUACGAGGGGGACGACGGGUGCGUCACCGCCGUCAUCGUGCACCAGGGGGACAGCGCGGAGGAGGUGACGCGGCGGGUCUGCGCCCGGAGCCCGCUGGAGCCCGCCCUGCGCCGGGCCCUCUGCCAGCGCGUGCAGGACGAGCUCAGCAAGCGCCGAGGGACGGGGUGACGCUGCCGACCCCCCCCGGGGACGCUGCCACCCCCCGGGGGACCCUGCUGCCCCCCCAGCCCCCCCGGCAGGGACGGGGUGUGUGUGUCCCCCGGGGAUGGGUGCCAGCUGCUGCCUGGUGUCAAUAAAGGUGCUGCGAGGCUGCGGCGUUGCUCUGCUCGGGGAAA
Messenger RNA from Grus americana (Whooping crane), 835 nucleotides. It is a transcript of the gene C26H2orf68, whose product is annotated as chromosome 26 C2orf68 homolog. Lineage: Eukaryota; Metazoa; Chordata; Aves; Gruiformes; Gruidae. The record is from RefSeq and is a predicted model, not a curated record. Bases 204 to 668 code for a protein of 154 amino acids. The transcript is spliced from 4 exons.